AUGGAGGAGGACUCAGACCGAGACGAGUCAUCCGGCAUGCUGCUUGACAAGCUGACGGCUGAGGCACCUACACAUCCAGACGCAUUAGUCGCUUCGACUACCAACGAGCCACCAACACCUACGACUAAGGAAGUUGUUGACCCACCAGAACAGAAGGCUACCUUCAAGCCCCUCUCUCUCCGUAGAAGACGUGAUGAGCCAGCCACUCCCCCCCAUGCGGGAGUGCCCAACACGGUGUCACCCAUCAACCCAAUCAAGAAGGCACCCAAGAAGACUCGCGUUCACCCCCCAGCAUCGAUACCAACCCCAUCUUCCCUCCCAACAACAAAAAAUACAUAA
Molecule: messenger RNA, 339 nt
Organism: Acytostelium subglobosum LB1
Lineage: Eukaryota; Evosea; Eumycetozoa; Acytosteliales; Acytosteliaceae
Exons: 1
Coding region: 1-339 (112 amino acids)
Source: RefSeq, a predicted model, not a curated record